Xiphias gladius (swordfish) is the source of this 2448-nucleotide messenger RNA. RefSeq names its product scaffold attachment factor B1. The coding region runs from base 168 to 986 and encodes 272 amino acids. The transcript has 7 exons. The record is from RefSeq and is a predicted model, not a curated record. Lineage: Eukaryota; Metazoa; Chordata; Actinopteri; Istiophoriformes; Xiphiidae.
GAUGGAGUAGGCGCAACUCACUGCGGAGAGAGAGGGAAGAGCGGUACCCAUGUUCUGCCAGGACGUGACUCUCCGCCAAGUUGAGUUACACGUCAGUAGUGAACCUGUACUGGUGAGCGGACGUGUAUGGUGCGCGUCAGGCGGUUCCCGGAUGCACCGACAGAAACAUGGAACGGGUAGCGGUGGAGGUGCCGAUCAACAACGGUUUUUCCCUCGCCGGUCCCUCCACGACUCCACGAAAGCGUCAGGUGCGUUUUUCAGCACGGCAUGACAUCAUCCUUCUGCGAGAGGUCAUCGCCCAGAACCCCUUUGCCUCCAAAGAGCCAGGACGGAUCUGGGCUCGUGUGGGGGAAAUUAUCACAGCAGCCCUCCAAGAUGAAAAUUUUGAGGUGGACGCCAGGAGAUGUAGGGAGAGGACCAUGCUGUUGCUAGACUACUAUAAGAAGCAAGACUUUCCCAGCCUGCGCAGGUUUGGAACAGAGAGGUUGUACGCCCAAAAGGAGGAUCUCCUCCAUGAGGUUUUGGAGCUGGAGGCUGAGAAGGGGCUCCUGGCCAGCGGCGAGGGCACAAAGUACCAGGAUGAUGAGCUGAGAAAGCGAGCCAUAGAAGAAUUAACUCUGCCAGAGCAGGACAAACCCAGCAUCGCUAUCACACAAACACCCACUGCAGCAGAACCAGACGAAGAUCGUGAGGAAAUAGCUGAGCUGUCAGCGGCGCCCACAGCCAAGCGACCCUGCCAGUGCUGCUGCCAGACCUACUCUGAGAUUCUCAGCUUCCUGGAGAAACGCUCAGAGUCCGAGCAACGGCUGCGAGAGGAGGAGCUUGCGCUUCGUCGGGAGGAACUAGAGAUUCAGAGGAGUAAGAUCGCUCUGGAGAGGGAACGUCUGGGAGCUGAAAGAAAAGAGAGGGAGCGGAGAUUUGAGCUUGAGAGCCAGGAGAGGCAGGUCAUCUUGGACCUUUUAAAAGAGAAGGUGCUGAAAGGCUGAAAGAGAACAACUGUAUCACCUUCAUUUUUAGUGACAUCUCCAAAAAAGUCAAAGCAUGAAAUGGGGGGGGGGGGGGCAUAGGUGACUGCUAAAGAAUGGAAGCAAAAAUGGAGGCAGGAAGUGAAAAACGUGAUCAAAGAGAUGAGCAGUGCGUUGAGAUUCUAAAAUGUAGGAUGGUAAUGCAGCAUGUGCAGUCGCCUUUGUCGAUCUUAACAGCCAAACAAGAAAGUAAUGUGAGCGUGUGGGUUUACGCAGGCACAAACAGUAUGUGUGUAUGGUACAGAAAGAUGUAGAAUCGCUGACAGUGUUUAAAAGCAUCAGUAUUUGCCUAAACCAGCUGUGUAGACGUAAUCUAUAUAGAUCCCAGUAGAAACUCCCUGGGUUUCACUCCUCAUGGCACAGUCUGCAUGAGGAUUCAAAAGUGCUGAAAUGAUGGGAGUGUCACCUGAGAGAUGAAAUGCAGAAAAGGGUUUGGUAUCUUAGGUGUGGGGAUCCACCAAGCCAAAACUGGAAGACAGGACCACCAUGUACUACGAUGGCACGAAAGUGGAUGAAUGCCUUUUCUCGUGUGACCUACAGCAGUAUGUUUUUAUGAGUCCCAGUGACAGUGUAACCAUUCUUUAUGGUGCCAGGAUGGAAAAAAUUGAAGAACAACUAAGAAAAGCUGCACAUUUAAGCAAUUAACAGUAAAGUUAUGGUGCAGCUCUUGCUUCUGCAAACCCUGUAGCAUUUACAAUAUUAAUGACUUUACACAUGCUUUUUUGAGCCGCUACUUUUUCAAUCUGAAGAUUUUUUGAUUAACAUAGAAGUAAAACUAUAUUUUACUGACUGUGAAUACACUACACAUUGACUGGUAAGCACUUGUGUACUGCAGAAAUUCAAACUGAAAUAAGCCAUGAAGUGUGUUCCCAUAUAUUAUAUGGAUUUUUACUGAAAUUAGAUUAAGAAAUAAUGUCACAUCUUAGGUGUGUACAUUUCUUCUGCUAUAAGAUAGUCAAAUUUAUGUCAACAUCCUCAGUUUAAGCUGCUUUAUCUAGGUACAGUAAACUGUCAUUGGUUAAAAUUACAAUAUUAUGUAAACAUGGAAUUAAUGUCAAGAGCACUUUUAAUUACAUGUUUCACUGAUCUACAGGUCGUUUUUUCUGCCUAUGAGUUAUUAAAUAAUGUUGCUUUCAUUACAUGGCAGUUGCUACUGUGACAUUCUGUAUAUUGUUCUUAAAAAUGCUUUAAAUUAAAAUGCUAUUUUUCCUUAAGUCCCCACAACGUAGUCCACAUUGUCAAAAUUAAAGCGUAUAAAGAACAUUUGCUAACCUAAAACGUUAAUAAUUUCCAUUCUGUAAAUACUUUUUUUUUAAAAAGUAAUCUGUGUGUGGGUUCAUCAUGAUCACCACCAGCUACAUUUAAAUGACUCCAAUGUCACUGCACAAUUCAGAAAUUAAGCCAUAUAGUUUAUGUCAGGACC